Molecule: messenger RNA, 3369 nt
Organism: Oryzias melastigma (Indian medaka)
Lineage: Eukaryota; Metazoa; Chordata; Actinopteri; Beloniformes; Adrianichthyidae
Gene: gja1b
Product: gap junction protein alpha 1b
Exons: 2
Coding region: 141-1316 (391 amino acids)
Biological process (GO): heart development; cell-cell signaling
Cellular component (GO): connexin complex
Molecular function (GO): transmembrane transporter activity
Source: RefSeq, a predicted model, not a curated record
CUGGACCUCCUCUUAUAGAGUAACUUUGACAGUUUGGUUCAGUUCGGCUGCGGGUCCGGUGCGCGAGUCCAACUCCUCCAGACGGGACUGAGACACGGCGGACACGGUCUGUCCGAACCUCCAGCUAACACUCCCCAACGAUGGGUGAUUGGAGUGCUCUGGGUCGCCUGCUGGACAAGGUCCAGGCCUAUUCUACUGCGGGUGGGAAGGUCUGGCUGUCCGUGCUCUUCAUCUUUAGGAUCCUGGUUCUGGGUACCGCUGUGGAGUCGGCCUGGGGCGACGAGCAGUCGGCUUUUAAGUGCAACACCCAGCAGCCUGGUUGCGAAAACGUCUGCUAUGACAAAUCCUUCCCCAUCUCCCACGUCCGCUUCUGGGUCCUGCAGAUCAUCUUUGUGUCGACGCCCACUCUACUCUACCUGGCCCACGUCUUCUACCUGCACAGGAAGGAGCACAAACUCAACAGAAAGGAGGAGGAGCUUAAAGCCGUGCAGAACGAUGGGGGUGACGUCGACGUACCGCUUAGGCAAAUUGAGCUAAAGAAGUUGAAGUACGGCAUUGAGGAGCAUGGAAAAGUGAAGAUGAAGGGAGGCCUCCUCAGAACGUACAUCGUGAGCAUCUUCUUCAAGUCUCUGUUUGAGGUGGGCUUCCUGUUGAUCCAGUGGUACAUCUACGGCUUCAGUCUGAACGCUGUCUACACCUGCGAGAGGGACCCGUGUCCUCACAGGGUGGACUGUUUCCUGUCCCGGCCCACGGAGAAAACGGUCUUCAUCAUCUUCAUGCUGGUGGUCUCUCUGGUCUCUCUGCUGCUCAACGUCAUCGAGCUUUUCUACGUCUUGUUCAAGAGGAUCAAAGACCGCGUGAAGAGACAGCAGCAGCAGCAGCCCGGGCUUUUCCCCGGGGGAGGGGGAACUUUGAGCCCCACCCCCAAAGAGCUGUCCACCACGAAAUAUGCCUACUACAACGGCUGCUCGUCCCCAACCGCCCCCAUCUCACCUAUGUCCCCCCCAGGCUACAAGCUCGCCACAGGGGAACGAGGAACCGGCUCCUGCCGGAAUUACAAUAAGCAAGCCAAUGAGCAGAACUGGGCCAACUACUCUACGGAGCAGAACCGGCUGGGCCAAACUGGUGCGGGAAGUACCAUUUCAAACUCCCACGCACAAGCCUUUGACUUUCCUGAUGACACCCAUGAGCACAAGAAACUGUCCUCGUCAGCGGGACACGAACUGCAGCCCAUGGCGCUGAUGGACCCCAGGCCGUGCAGCCGGGCCAGCAGCAGGAUGAGCAGCAGAGCCCGGCCCGACGACUUGGAUGUCUAAGGGGCCCGGGCGACCUUCCCGCUCUGCCUGGCCGACAGGGUGUGAGGCUGCAGGCGGACAAUCAGGCAACACUUGAUCAGAAAGGUUCAUGAAGAAGGUGGGACUAACCUCAAUCACUGUCCUCACGAUAGAGACUGUGUGUCAGUCAGAGACAUUAAAGCUUCAGUGUAACACUUUCAAAAGGUACAACUCGCAACUAUUUUGUCUUUACUGUAACUUUGUAGUUCCAUUAGUCCAGCUUUAGAAAACACAGCAGCCAUAGGGCCGGUUCAGAACACGGAAACCCGGUUCAUUCUUUACCCACAAGUUUUCAAAAUUUUUAGACUGCCGCCGUGGAGCUACAGCCGGCGAGGGGCAACAGGGAAGGAACAACGAAUAAGGUGGAGGGCAUAGAAGAGGCAGGACCACCUGCUCAGAUUUAAGGAACCUGAGCAGAACUGCCUCCUAUUGACACACGUGUCUCUUUGGUAUUUGUAGCCUGCACUAUUUAGUGAAAACACUGUACUUGGUGGGCGGUGCAUCAGACAGCUUUUGUUAACCAGAGAUAAACAUUGAGAAGUCUUGUAGAGCAGGACCCCCGUCACAGAAGAACCACAUGGAGUUGGUCUUCAGAACCUCUGAGAUCUUCAAAACCUGACAGGAUCACCAAUCUGGUUUUGGUUUGUCAGGGUUUUUUUCAUAUUCUUGCCCCCUUGAUGACUUUGCUACCUUCCUAACCUUUAACUCCAAACUAACCUGCCGACUAACGGGGGUUUAUCUAGUCCUUAGUAGAGCUCAUAGUGUUUGUUUGAGAAUGAGCCAAAAAUAAACCCUGAUCAACCAGAACCUGUGGAGAUAUUCCUGGGUCUUACAUCUAGACUCUGGUUCUAUCAUUGGUGCUCCAAAGAGCCAUUGAUGUGAAGAUGCUAUAGAUCUAAGGGGAAGUCAUCAAUUAGUCCUCUCUAGGGCCUGGUCAUUCUUGAAACGUUCUCAGCAGCGGUUUCCCUAACCAACCGUGGCCUUCAGGGACGCACAAACCUUUGGUUACAGUAAAAAACUACAGUUUUAUUGACUAGGUGCCAAAUACAGUUGUGAUAGAUGACCAAAACAAGAGCUGUAGUCCUUAAGAGUCCAUGCAAUAGUCUUCAUCAGUUCCUCUAGAUUCUUAAGCUCUGGUCGGCCCACUCCCCCUGAAUCUCAACUGAGGAGGAUUUUGUCCAAGAAAACUGGAGUUGUCGUUUGGUGCAUUUUAUGUUAAGCUCUUUGUUGAGCACUUGUCUCAAACAGGUCUUCAUCUCAUGUGGAGGAUCAAGGUUACGGCCUUGAAUGUGCCAUAAAAAUGAAAAAAAAAAAAAACAAUUGUAUCCCCAAACCCCCUUUUAUAUUAAUUGAAAGCAAACCAAACCGUUUGCCUUACAAUCGCAGCCGACUGUAGAUUCCUGAGAAACUUUGAAUCUGUGUGGUGUUGUGAUUUUUGUUUUGUGGCUUCCACGAGUCACCACCAACUAGUGCUCGGAUUGAGCUCGGAUUGAGCUCGUCUCUCGAGGCGAACGGGAACUCGGAAUGUUGAGUUUUGUAGGGACUGUUUAACCGCUGCUGCCUGACACAUAGAGACAUAGUACUGUAACUGUAGCUAGCUGUCCAGAUGAAAUGUGAGAUUGUAGACUAAUUUUUAGUGGUGUGUGUUAACGUCUGCCCUCGUAGCUCCACAGCUGUCCCUCCCCUCCCGUCCUCCUCCUGACCUGUUCAUCAUGUUGUCGGUACUCUCAUGUUUUGGAUGUUUGCACUGAGAUCUUGGUGUUAGAAGACGUUUUCUGAAGCACGAGUUUUCUUACAGACAUGUUACUAAUUUAUUGUACAACACACAAGUCGGCCACACGUGAUGUCAGUCACCUUGUUUCACAGGGAGCUGUGGCGCACACCAGUGACAGAACCGGACCAGCGGUCUGUCACGCGGUGCUGACCCACGAGGAUCCACUGUUGUACAGUGAAAGUGCCUGAUAAUAAAAGACAGAGUCGCUCUUUGUAUCUGUGAAAUGCUUCUCUAACCAAUAAAAUUUUCUUUCUUAAAUCC